Messenger RNA from Spodoptera exigua (beet armyworm), 2023 nucleotides. The record is from the annotation of a GenBank genome assembly. Lineage: Eukaryota; Metazoa; Arthropoda; Insecta; Lepidoptera; Noctuidae.
CUCUGUAAGAAGUAGUUGGUAUUGGUUCGGUGACAGUGAAUGAAACAAAUGAAAAUAUCCCUAAAGAUAUUUUAAUCCGACUUCAUCUUGAUUUUCGCUGUGUAUAAUUAAAUAAAUAAGUUUAUAAUCAUGGCUCCGAAAGCUGGUGGUGAUUCCGCUAAAGUUAAUUCGGCGGUAUACAAAGAUAAAAGCAAACCAACUGAUAUUCGGCUGAGUAAUAUAAGCGCCGCUAAAGCUGUGUCUGAUGCUAUUCGCACAAGCUUGGGUCCCCGAGGCAUGGACAAAAUGAUCCAAGCCAGUAAUGGUGAAGUAACAAUAACCAAUGAUGGUGCCACUAUUUUGAAGCAAAUGAGUGUAAUUCACCCAGCUGCUAAAAUGUUGGUGGAAUUGUCUCGUGCCCAAGACAUUGAAGCUGGUGAUGGCACUACAUCUGUAGUAGUAAUUGCCGGUGCUCUACUUGAUGCUGCUGAAAAACUUCUUCAGAAAGGAAUUCACCCGACUGUCAUCUCUGAUGGAUUCCAGAAAGCAUUACAAAUGGCUUUGCAGGUUGUUGAAAAUAUGGCUACUCCAGUAGACUUGUCAAAUGAGGAUGCUUUGUUGAAGGCAGCUGCAACAUCUCUGAACUCUAAAGUUGUGUCACAACAUUCAACAAUUUUGGCCCCUAUUGCUGUUCAAGCUAUUCGUGCUGUUAUGGAACCAAUAGUUGGUGGUGUGGGUGCAAGAGUUGAUUUACGUGACGUUAAAGUUAUUGAGCGCAUUGGAGGAACAGUGGAAGAUACUGAAUUGGUUCAAGGGCUGGUUAUCCCACACCGUGCAUCAAAUGUCAAUGGCCCUCAUAGAAUUGAGAAAGCCAAAGUUGGACUUAUCCAGUUCUGCAUUUCCCCACCAAAAACAGAUAUGGACCAUAAUGUUAUUGUAUCUGAUUAUGCUGCAAUGGACCGUGUCUUAAAAGAAGAACGUCAAUACAUUUUGAAUAUUGUCAAGCAAAUAAAAAAAGCAGGUUGCAAUGUUCUUCUGGUGCAAAAAUCAAUUUUACGUGAUGCAUUGAGUGAUUUGGCUAUUCAUUUCUUGGACAAAAUAAAGACAAUGGUAAUUAAGGAUAUUGAACGCGAGGAUAUAGAAUUUGUAUGCAAAACUCUUGGCUGCAGACCUAUUGCUUCACUGGACCAUUUUACAGCUGAAAACCUUGUUAAUGUCGAUCUGGUCGAAGAAGUCAAUGAGCCUGCUGGUAAAUACAUCAAAAUGAGUGGAUGCUCGGUGGGUGGGCGCACCGUGUCCGUCCUGGUGCGCGGAUCAAGUGGCGCCGUUGUGGCUGAAGCUGCGCGAUCUCUGCAUGACGCGCUUUGUGCCGUGCGCUGUGUGGCGCGCCGGCCCGCCUUGGUGGCGGGCGGGGGUGCGCCAGAGGCAGCCGCGGCUGCAGCUUUAGCACGAGCUGCAUUGACCGCGCCAGGAGCAGACCACUAUUGUCUACGUGCCUAUGCCGAUGCUCUUGAGGUGGUGCCAUCCACACUUGCCGAGAAUGCUGGGCUGAACCCGAUCGAGACAGUGACCGAACUGCGCGCCGCCCACGCCGGGGGCGCGGAGACCGGUGCAGGAUCAAACGCUGGUGUCAACGUGCGGCGCGGUCGUGUCACAGACAUGCGUCAGGAGCACGUACUACAGCCGCUCCACGUCACUGCCUCUGCUUUAGCACUUUCCACUGAAACCGUUCGUGCUAUUCUCAAGAUAGACGACAUUGUAAACACGUUAAAUUAAGGACCAGGAGGCUUUGCAAAUGUGAAAGCAUUCACCUAAUAUUUCAUGAUGUUUUAGUUAUAUUGAGUAAUUUCAGCAUUUUAAACUAAUGAUAUUUACUAAAGAAUUAGAUUUAAUAUUCUAUACAAUACCUAACUAUGUAUUAGAAGUAGCAAUGCCAGUAGAAUCCAGGUUUUGAAUGUACUGUUCUGCCAAGUAAUGCUUCAUUUAUUGUUAUAUCCAAACUUGGAUUCCUUGCUUAAUUUAAACUUGUCAGUAAUAUCUGCAC